This is a messenger RNA of Lytechinus pictus (painted urchin), 3416 nucleotides long. RefSeq lists its product as uncharacterized. The transcript is spliced from 2 exons. The coding region runs from base 286 to 1008 and encodes 240 amino acids. NCBI's taxonomy places the organism in Eukaryota, Metazoa, Echinodermata, Echinoidea, Temnopleuroida, Toxopneustidae. The record is from RefSeq and is a predicted model, not a curated record.
UCCGUGUAUAAUGUGUGUUUUCCAUGGAAGCCAAUAUAUGAGAAUGAAAAUCUUUUCCAUUCACCAUAGAUGUAUUGGACAAUAAGACUUCGUGACUACAUUUCGUUGUGUAGUUUUUGUCAGCACUGCAUGGUGAGUCUAUAUAGUGGCAACUUCUUCAUAGCUUGUGGACACAAAAUAAUAAUUCGAUCAAUAUUUAAGGUAUAAAGCCAGAGCACUGUAGAGGUGGUCAACGGAAGGGACAGACUGUGCGUUUAUUUUACACCAAGUAUAUUCUGAAAGAAUAUGGCCGCAACUAGUACGAGCCAAUGUUUGUCGCAAACGCAAACAACAGUGAACACAAAUCAGCAAGAUGUGUCAUGUUUUAAACGUGCAUUUCCCUGCGCGAUAUAUCUGGGGAUGAUUGCUUUCAUGAUCAUGUUUGCUGGGGCAGUCAACGUAGGAAUAGGAUCGACGGCUGGAAGUGGUCUAUCAGGCGACAUCUUUACCGGGUUUCGACAGUCGGCGAGAAGGCAGAUGCAUGCAGGUAUAGCACUACUGGUUAUUGGAGUCAUCCUUAUGAUGCUUAGCAUCUAUUGGUGUCGCUACGCCAAGCGGUCCAUGUCGAAUGUGCCAGUCACGUCUUUUUCUGGAACAACAACAACAGUCAUCGCCCCAAACACCGCAGGUGCAGGGGUAGGGGUAGUGCAACCACCCGCUAUCCAGGGAGGAGGGAAUCAACAGGUCUACGUAUAUCAACCUCACCAGCAAGCUGGGACUUUUCAACCGGUUCAAGGCGGUCCGAUCCAUUACGCACCAGCCCAACCAGGUAUCGGCCAGUACCCACCAACUCAACCAGGUAUUGGCCAGUACCCACCGGCUCAAUCCGGUGUCAACCAGUAUCCUCCAGCUCAACAGACAUUACAACCAUCGGCCCCUGCGGAAGAACUACCCGAUCAACCGCCGCCAACAUAUAACGAGUUGAUGAACCCUGCCAACGACACCAUGAAGUCAUAUGGAAACGUCUAACGAUGGAAUGUGAUUUAGUUUUCAAAUCAAUACUAUUUACAACACCUUCUUGCCAUUAUUACAAGCAUCCGUGUGGCAGGUCUCUAUUGUCGUGAAAAAGUCUCUGUUGUUCUAGUCAACUGUGAAUGUCAUGAAUGUGUGAAUCUGCAUCUGAUUAAUACUGAAAUAGUGAACCAUUAUCACGCAUUCAUCUUUCAAGAGGCUGUACUAUUGGUAUCAAUCCCUCUUUGCUUGGAUCCCUGAUUUUAUCUCUGAUUUUUUCCACCAUGUUUACUUCGUAAGGUAUCGAUCUCAUGUGCCGGUGAUAUUGAUUGUAGCUGCUGAUUGUUAAAUUAUGAAUCUGUGUAAGUAUACAACCAGACGACUUAUCUGUGGGACCUGGUAUUUAGCAUAGAUGCAUUACCUAAGGCCAUUAGAGCACUAACUGAAAUGAACCCACAGGUCGCCGGAAUCUUGACCCCGUUAUAUCGACUGAGCUCUCAUUAUUGAUAAUACAAUCAUCAUUUAUUUUUUCUAUUGUUCAAAAUUGAUAUAGGGUAUUUAUAUUGCGCACAUAUCCACCUUGUUAGGUGCUCAGGGCGCUCAUAUAUUACCCGGCUAAGCUAGGCGUUCAUAGCGCACACAGCUUUUUAAGGAAUAACUUCCUACCGGUACCCAUUUACCUCACCUGGGUUGAGUGCAGCACAUUGUGGAUCAGUUUCUUGCUGAAGGAAAUUACGCCAUGGCUGGGAUUCGAACCCACGACCCUCUGUUUCAAAGUCCGGAGACUGAUCAACUGGGCCACAACGCUGAGAGGGAGGGCCGUGUGUGCGGAUCCCGCCGCGGCAUACAGCGACCUUUGACAAUGCGUCAAUCCUCACCUUGCCACUCUUCACCCAGGUGUUAAAUAGGUACCCGGUAGCGAAAACUCAUGUCGUAUGCCUUGCAAUCGAGUCUUGGAAGUCUUGUUGGAAAGCUCCCCAUGGAGCGGAGAAAGUGCACACAUUGCGUGCCAUGAUCCGAUGACCGGGAUAAUAACAUUGCAAUGCAACGUGCUUAGAACCAAGGUGUAACAAGCGAUAUAUAAAUGUAACUGUUGUUUUUAUCAUAGGCGAUAUAUUUUUUUCCUCUUUGUCGACGUUAUGAUGCUACUUGCGAUUUCAAUCUUAUACGCCUGACAGGCAUUUCAUAAAACUGAUCGUAAAUUACGAAUGACUUAACGCACGACAAGUGAUCGUUUUAUACUACAUGAUGUGUGACCUACCACCCCCAAACCACCUAUAAGUCGCCAGGUAAGGUUCUUCGUAAUUAGCCAAAAUAGUAAUUAAGUCUAAAAAGGGCUUAUCUGAAAGGGCAAUUCUUCUUUUUCAUACUGUGAAGAUUUGAAGUCGUGAAGUUGAAUAAAAGAUAAGAUACAAGAGUUUCUUGGACACUACUUGUUCGGACUGCUUGGAAGUUUCACUGAGAUUACACAGUAUGCACAUCUCGUGCUUAAAUGAACCCCAAAGCUGAAUUUCCUCUACAUUCAAUCAAGUACUUGUAAUGGUUAUUGUUGGUCAAAUAUAACAUAUUAUCACCCGUAUCAGACAUCUGAGCUGGUCAUUUACAAAACCGUAUUGCCCUACAUUUUCUGAAUAUUGGGGAGGGAUAGGUAUAUUGUUUGUAUUUUCCUCGGUCUCAAUGCGCGUAUUGACUUUGCAUGCAGCGCAGAGACGAUGCAAAAUAUACCUUUGUAUUUUCCCUGGUCUCACAUCCGGGACUUUGAGGAUGCGUAUGAAGAGAUACGCUUCAUACUGAUCCGCGCACCAACAAUAUACGUCAUAAUAAAGACAACGCUGGAUCCGAGCGCUUGCAAGUACGUCAUAAUGGUAAAGUGUAGAGCCUAGACCGAUAUUAACAUGACACAAUAGAACUCUAUUUUUAAAAGAAAUAUCCCCACUAUCAUGAUUUUUGCUUUAGAUAUCUGAUUUGGAUGAUAAUAAAAAUAUUGACCAGCUCUUCUUUCGGGGAACAUCAAAUAUAUUGCCCUUAAAUGACCCAUAUUGCCCUCGUCUAAAGACUCGGGCCAAUAUGAUUCUUUUGCUGGCAAUAUAUUUGAUGUUCCCCUCAAGGCCAGUCAAUAUUAUAUAAUUAUAUCAUUUUAAAGCUUAAGACAUGUAGGAAGUGUGAAUUUUCAAGCUCAAUGAAAAUUUCGAGGCCUCCAUCGCUUUCAAGCUCCAAGCUUAAGAUGGAGGUCUCCCACAUUUCUAUAUAUAUAUGUUCAGUAAUUAAAGAAAAUGCAUAUAGAUAUAUAAUUUCACAGUACAGUUGAUAUUUUAUAAUGAUUUAUGUGCAUUAUUCAUUAUGUUUAAAAAAAUAUUUGCUUAUUAUGUAAUAUUGAAAAAAAAUGUUAUACUUGUAUAUUCUUUGUUUUUUGUUUAGAAAUGUGG